Molecule: messenger RNA, 2682 nt
Organism: Adineta ricciae
Lineage: Eukaryota; Metazoa; Rotifera; Eurotatoria; Adinetida; Adinetidae
Source: the annotation of a GenBank genome assembly
AUGCACUAUCACAUUGUUUGGUUAGAUCUAAAUAGCAAUCAUUCUAACGAAGACAAUCAAAAUACAAUUAAGCAACUGCGACAAAUCAUCGAUUCCGUGAAUGUAUUCACCGAAUGGAACGAAUGUGACAAUUUUAUUACAAACCUUGACAUCGAAAAUAAAGUUUUUAUGGUUGUAUCAAAUGAUUUCGACGAGAAACUUGUGGAUUAUAUUCAGAAUUCGUCUCAAAUAAUAUCUGUCUAUGUGCUCUCCUGUAAUCAUUCGCACUGGCAUAACCGAUGCAAAAAAGUCAGAGGUGUUUUUAUCCAAUUCGAAAAGAUCUUUGAUUCACUGAUCAAUGAAAUGCGACGAUACCAGGAUUCUUUACAUGGCAUUAUUAACGUUUCUCUCGUCGAUUCUGAAGCUGACAAUUUAAAUAGACUUGAACCGUCAUUUAUGUAUGCUCAAUUAUUUAAAGAAAUUUUUCUCAAAAUUAAAGAUAUUGACAAAACAAAAGAAAUGGAGGGACUGCUGGUAUUCUUACGUGAAAAAAAGUUCAACAAUAAAAGUCAAUUGAAAUUAAUUAAUGAUUUUGAAAAGCAAUAUGAUUCCAAUAAUGCAAUUCAUUAUUAUACAAAAGAAUAUUUUAUCUAUAGCACUUUAAAUGAAGCUUUACGAACUCAAAAUAUUGAUAUUAUUUUAAAAUUUGGAUUUUUUAUCCGAGACCUUCUUCUGCAAAUCACUAAAUUACAUCUGGAAAAUGCAAAUAUGGUACCAUCUACUGUUUAUCGAGGCCAAGGCGUAUCGACUUCUGAUUUUGAUAAAUUGAAAAACAAGAAAGGUGCUCUUUUAUGUUUCAAUAACUUUUUAUCUGCAAGCACCGAUGAAAUUGUAGCUCGAUCUUUUGCGGAAAGUAAUUCCGACGCACCUGAUACCAUUGGAAUUCUAUGCAAAAUAGAGAUCGAUCGCUCAAUUUCAUGCUCGUCGUACGCCUACUUGACAAAUGCAAGUCAUCAUAGCGACGAAGAAGAAGUACUUUUCUCAAUGAAUACGGUUUUUCGCGUCGGUAAUCUGGAAAACAUUGGUAAUAAAUUAUGGAAAAUUACUCUAGCUUUGUCAAGCGAUAUUGAUAAACAAUUGAAACAUGUUACUGAUUCGUUCCGGCAAGAGAUGGGACAAGGGAAUGGACAGUAUCAGUUAGGACACUUGAUGCUUAUUUUGGAUAGAUUUGACAUAGCAGAACAGAUAUAUUCGAAAUUAGACAUUUUUCCUGCAACUGCCGAUUGGAAAGAUUUGGCGUUAUUAUUUAAUCAGCUUGGAUUGGUUUAUGAUGGAAAGAAUGAAUACUCAAAAGCGCUUGAAUUCUUCAAAAAGACAGCUGAAAUUGAGGAACUAUUUGUUCCUUCAAAUCAUCCGGAUUUAGCUACUACGUACAGUAAUAUUGCCGCAACUUAUCACUCGUUGGCCGAUUACGUUAUGGCACGUAGUUUCUAUGAAAAAGCACUUCUUAUUUUGCCUCCAGAUCAUCCGAAGGUGCCGCCCGUCUACAACAACAUUAGUCUUCUUGACAAAUCAAUGGGAGAAUAUCAUACAGCACGACUCACGUGCCAGAAAGCAUUGGAAAUCGCAGAAAGUAUCUUUGCACCGAAUCAUCCCAACUUAGCAACCAUCCAUGAAAAUUUAGCUACAAUAUAUCAAAUCUUAUGUGAGUAUCCGGAAGCAUUAUCUCAUUAUCGUGAAGCUUUACGAAUCAAUAAAAGAACGCUACCUUCGGAUCAUAGAUCCCUGCUUAUCACUUACAACAACAUGAUCUCAGUAUACACUGAGAUGGGAAGCUAUUCGGAGACCAUUAAAUUGUACGAAUCUACACUCAAAAUACCAUUGAAACGUCUUGUCGACAGAUAUCCAUCGCUGGCUAUUGCUUACAGCAACGUUGGUUUUGCAUACUUAGAAACAGGGGAGAUUUCUAAAGCAUUGUCAUAUUGUUUCAAAGCAUUAUAUCUCCAAUGGAAGCACAAUCGUGUGAAUAACUUAGAUAUGGCGACGACUUAUAGCAAUAUCGGUCAUAUUUUUCUAGAACAGGAAAAUUUCGCAUACGCGCGUUCGUUUCACGAAGAAGUUCGGAUAAUCCAAGAAGCAUGUUUGGACCAUGGGCAUCCAAAGUUAGCAACAACUUAUAAUGACCUUGGACUUGUAUAUCAAGGACUGCAAAAUUACAAAAAUGCAUUAUUUUAUUUACAAAAGGCACUUGCAAUACGACAACAGUAUUUUCGUUCAGAUCAUCCAUCUCUAGCGUCAGUUUUCAACAACAUCGGAAUGUGUUUCGCGAACACUGAGCAGUAUGAGGAUGCAAUGAUUUGGUACAAAAAGGCAUUAGUUAUUCGCGAAUUAUCUCCAGUUUCAAAUUAUAGAAAUUUAGUAACUAAUUACAAUAAUAUAGGAUGUGUUUACUAUGAACAGAGAUAUUACUGUAAAGCAUUAAAAUUCUUUGAAAAAACGCUCAAGAUCGAAGAAAAAUUUCUCGGAGCGGAACAUCCAGAUUUGGCUAACACUCAUUAUAACCUGUCGCUUGUAUUAAACGCUCUUCAACAACAGGAAAAAGCAUUUUAUCAUUUUAUGCAAAUUGUUCAUAUUGCUGGUCAUAAGCCCGAAAUUGAUGAAUAUUUUGAAAACAUCUACCAAUCGCAAAAUUAUAAAAAUUAG